This is a messenger RNA of Myotis lucifugus (little brown bat), 618 nucleotides long. RefSeq names its product retinoic acid receptor responder protein 3-like. Gene Ontology annotation, biological process: N-acylphosphatidylethanolamine metabolic process. Bases 250 to 618 code for a protein of 122 amino acids. The transcript has 3 exons. Gene Ontology annotation, molecular function: A2-type glycerophospholipase activity; glycerophospholipid phospholipase A1 activity. The record is from RefSeq and is a predicted model, not a curated record. Lineage: Eukaryota; Metazoa; Chordata; Mammalia; Chiroptera; Vespertilionidae. Gene Ontology annotation, cellular component: cytoplasm.
CAGCCGGUCAGAGGAGCAGACAGGCCCCACACUGUGUAUCGUCCAUGAGAGAAAGGUGCUGGGAUGAGACCGCGCACUGGGAGCACAGGGGCUGGUGCCCUGCAGAGCAAUGGCACCCACACCUCGGACAGCAAGCGUUUGUGUUCUCGCUGGACAGAAACCGUCUCACGAUCAGAGGAAUCUGCUUGUCACUGACCAGGUUCUGUACGCUGUCACCUACACUGACAGAGUGGAAAACUGUCAGAAUGGAUGGCAAAUAAUGAGUUCCCUGGGGCCGGCUCCUCCAGCAUGUCCUCCGUGCUGAGCCCCAGAGGAAAGGUGAAAAGGGAGCUCCUGAGUGACGUGGUGGGGGGCUGCAGCUAUCGGAUCAACAACCACUUGGACCUGGAGUACUCGCCACUGCCCGUGAACAAGAUUAUCAGUUCUGCGGAGGAGAUGGUUGGUAAGGAGAUGGAAUAUGGUAUUCUGAACAGGAAGCGUGAGCACUUUGUCAACGAUCUGAGAUAUGGCAAGGCCAACAGUCGGAAGGAUGGUCCUCCACCUCUAAGAUCCACCCUAAAGGCAGCUCCUGAUGCCCUGUGUGCUGUCAGGAAAGUCUGGGCCAACCCUGCACCAUGA